Molecule: messenger RNA, 1113 nt
Organism: Kalmanozyma brasiliensis GHG001
Lineage: Eukaryota; Fungi; Basidiomycota; Ustilaginomycetes; Ustilaginales
Product: Luc7-related
Exons: 1
Coding region: 1-1113 (370 amino acids)
Biological process (GO): mRNA splice site recognition
Cellular component (GO): U1 snRNP; U2-type prespliceosome
Molecular function (GO): mRNA binding
Source: RefSeq, a predicted model, not a curated record
AUGGGUCGAAAGGCCGAGGUGCAGCGCAUGCUGCUCACCAAGCUCAUGGGACCCGAAGCCAUGGGCGCACCCGCCGCCAACUUGCACUUCACCGAUCCCAAGGUCUGUCGCAAUUUCCUCUGCGGUACCUGUCCACACGACCUAUUCGCCAACACCAAGGUCGAUCUCGGCCCGUGUCCCAAAUCACAUACGCCCAAGUACAAGGACGAAUACCGCAAAGCCCUCGCAUCCGGCGAGCGGUUCCCCGACUUCGAGCGCGAGCACGAGCACAACAUCUUCGCCUUCAUCUCGGACAUCGAUCGCAAGAUCGCCGCCAACAAGCGUCGACUGGAACAGACGCCCGAGGAGUUGGCCAAGUUUGCCAAUAUGAACCGGGAGAUCACCGAGAUCGAGACGGCGCUCGCGGCGGUCAUGGCCGAAGUGGAAGCCCUCGGUGAACAGGGGCAGAUCGAAGAGUCGCUAGCCGAGCUCGCCAAAGCCGACGCAUUGAAGGAAGAGAAGGAGCAGAAGGAGAAGGAGCUGCACAACGCACAGGAGAACUCGGGCGCCAGCGGUCACCAGAAGUUGCGGGUGUGCGAUGUCUGCGGUGCCUACCUGAGCACGUUGGAUUCGGACCGAAGGUUGGCGGACCACUUCGGAGGAAAGAUGCACCUGGGGUAUUUCAGGUUGAGGGAGAUGAUCGGCGAGUUUGAUGAGAGGAGACGUAACCCGAAUGCACCACCGAUGGGAAUGCCUGCAGGUUUGGCGGGAGCAGCACAGCAGAGCAACGGAAGCGCCAAUGGUCGAUCUGGACCGUCACAGCCAGCAGCAUCGACAGCACUCGCAGGACAGCACAGCGGCUCGGGACACAGCUCGUCCAUGUCGCAGAGGGACCACGAACGCGAGCGAGACUUUGAACGGGAGAGGGAACGCAGAGACCGGGAGCGCAAGGAGAGUCGCGAACAGCGUGCGGUCGCCGACACGGAAGAUGAAGGAAAGCGUGGUGGCGGCGAGGAGGGCGAAGUCAAGGAAGAAGAUGGCGAGAUCCUUUCGGACUACAAGCCAAAUCCAAGACCACCCAUUCAGGUCAAGGACGAAGAUCGAAAGCGAAGUCGGUCACCGUCGGGGAGGUAG